AUCUAGGUUUUUGAAAAACACCAAAUUCCCAUGUCCCUUGUGAGAAAUCCAAUUUUUCACUCUUUCACUGCCCUCUUUUUCAAAAGUUAAGAGAAGAAAACAAUAAUAAUAAUAAUAAUAAUAAUAAUUGUUAUUACUAUCUCUCUUUUCUCUUCUUGUUUCUAUGUCUAGAUAGACGAAGAAAGUAGAGGCUAUAAAUAGGGCAGAAGAGUCUUGAAGUCAUAAUAAGCACUCCCACUUUUUUCAGAAAUCUAAACAUUUUUCCGAAAGCUGAAGUGGCCGGAGAUUAAGCCUGCAGACAUGGGAAGAGGAAAGAUUGAGAUCAAGAGGAUCGAGAACACUACGAAUCGUCAGGUUACUUUCUGCAAGAGAAGAAAUGGGCUGUUGAAGAAAGCCUAUGAAUUAUCUGUCCUUUGUGAUGCUGAAGUUUCCCUCAUCGUCUUCUCUAGCCGUGGCCGUCUCUAUGAGUACGCCAACAACAACAGUAUAAGAUCAACUAUAGAUAGGUACAAGAAGGUCAGUUCAGAUAGUUCAAAUACUGCCUCUAUCACAGAAAUCAAUGCCCAGUAUUAUCAACAAGAAUCAGCAAAGAUGCGUCAACAAAUUCAGUUGCUACAGAAUUCUAACAGGCACUUAAUGGGAGAAGCCGUGAGUAAUCUGUCGGUGAAGGAGCUAAAGCAGCUGGAGAAUAGGCUCGAAAGAGGCAUGACUAGAAUCAGGUCAAAGAAGCAUGAAUUGCUGCUAGCUGAAAUUGAGUAUAUGCAGAAAAGGGAGAUUGAGCUGGAAAAUGAAAGUGCCUAUCUUCGAACCAAGAUAGCGGAAGUUGAGAGGCUUCAACAAGCCAACAUGGUCACCGGAGAAGAGCUGAAUGCAAUCCAGGCAUUAGCAGCCUCUCGCAAUUUCUUUGCUCCUCAUUUUCUUGAGGGUGGAACUGCAUACCCGCACACUUAUAACAAGAAGAUUCUCCAUCUUGGGUAAGAAACUGGAGAACUGAUGUAUUUUGAUACAUAUGUGCAAUCCAGAAAAUGAAGACAGUACGAUAUUAUCUGAUAGUGUGUGCCCUAGUUAAGAUCAGUCCUUGAAGUACUGCUGGUCAAUGUAAGCUGGAUGUGUUCUAGCUAGAUAAGAUAUCAACAUUAUUAAUUGGCACUGCUUUAAUUUGUAUGGAUUUUUUGUAUGAACUCUACUAAAUCACUGUUGAAAGGCAGUGGUUAUGCUAGUUCUAGUCUGAAGGAUUUCUAUCAGAUAAAUAAAGUUCAUAUAUAGAUAUAAA
Molecule: messenger RNA, 1273 nt
Organism: Populus trichocarpa (black cottonwood)
Lineage: Eukaryota; Viridiplantae; Streptophyta; Magnoliopsida; Malpighiales; Salicaceae
Product: agamous-like MADS-box protein AGL11
Exons: 9
Coding region: 301-978 (225 amino acids)
Biological process (GO): positive regulation of transcription by RNA polymerase II
Cellular component (GO): nucleus
Molecular function (GO): protein dimerization activity; RNA polymerase II cis-regulatory region sequence-specific DNA binding; DNA-binding transcription factor activity, RNA polymerase II-specific
Source: RefSeq, a predicted model, not a curated record